Penicillium verhagenii is the source of this 1749-nucleotide messenger RNA. RefSeq names its product POT family-domain-containing protein. Bases 1 to 1749 code for a protein of 582 amino acids. NCBI's taxonomy places the organism in Eukaryota, Fungi, Ascomycota, Eurotiomycetes, Eurotiales, Aspergillaceae. The transcript has 7 exons. Gene Ontology annotation, cellular component: plasma membrane; fungal-type vacuole. The record is from RefSeq and is a predicted model, not a curated record. Gene Ontology annotation, molecular function: dipeptide transmembrane transporter activity; tripeptide transmembrane transporter activity. Gene Ontology annotation, biological process: transmembrane transport.
AUGCCAGGCCCCGGUAAAGAUUCCGCGGUCAUAGUGAAUCAUACCGCAAAUUCUACAUUUUCAAGCGACGAACGUCAUGAUGCGACAGAAGACGAAAUCAGAACCCUUCAACACGUUCCCGAUGACAAGCUGCCUCGCACUGUUUGGAUAGCAUUGGCUAUUAGUGCAGCAGAGCGAUUCACGUUCUGGGCUAUAACCACGCCAUGGCAAAAUUACAUGCAAAAUAGCCCAGAUAGCGCUAUUAGGGGGGCUUUGGGCCUGGGGCAGUCCACUGCAACUAAUAUCUCGAACGCUUUCUCCCUCUUUUACAGCCUGGUUCCAAUACCCAUUUCGAUUGUCUCGGAUGCCUGGCUAGGGAGGUACAAGACUUUGUGGAUCAGUAUCAUUUUCUACUUGUGCGGUUGUCUAGUGCAACUGGUUACUUCCCUACCCAUAGUUCUGGAUCAGGGAGGCGGCAUCCUUGGAUUAGCCAUCGCAAUGUUUUUGAUCGGGAUAGGACUUGGGGGUGUCAGGUCGACAAUUUCCCCCUUUAUUGGGGACCAGUAUCCGGUCAUUCCUACCCAAGUGAAGAUGAACAAGAACGGGGAGCGAGUUAUCAUAGAUCGGACGCUCACCCUUCAAUACAUCUAUAAUGUCGCUUACUGGCUCUUGAAUAUCGCGGGGCUAUCGGUUAUCCCGUCAACAUUUCUCGAGAAGAAGUGUGGAUUCUGGGCUGCCAACCUGCUUGCAUUUGGCGCUUUUUGGAUCAUUCCUAUUCUUUUGUUGGCCUUUAACAACCAAUUUGUGAAAACCCCAGUUCAGCGUAACGUCCUCAUCAAUACGAGCAAAGUAUUAGCCUGCUCGGCACGCAGCAAAUUCAAGAUUGGCGCGGCAAGGCCACAGUACCAACUUGAGAAACACAACCGUAUCGUAUCCUGGAGCGACCACUUCGUUACUGAGCUCCAGAUUGGCCUACUAGCAUGCCGAGUCAUGGCAUGGUUUGUCAUCUUCUACCUCGGCAUCAGUCAGAUUUCCAACAACCUUAUCUCACAAGCUGGCCAGAUGCAGCUUACAGGCUUCCCUAACGACGUCAUCCAAAUCCUCAAUCCCAUCGCUUGUAUAAUCCUUGGGCCAUUGAUCCAGAAUUACCUCUACCCAUCUCUUAACCGUUACCGCAUUUCCUUUGGCCCUAUCGCGCGCAUGGCUGUGGCGCUCCUGACCAUGGCCGCUAGCAUGGCAUACGCCGCCGGAGUGCAAAAGCUGAUCUACAGCCGGGGGCCCUGCUAUGACAAUCCUCUUAAAUGCCCCGCAGCUCUGCUUGAUCCUACAAAGGCCCCGGUACCUAACAAUAUUGUAGUCUGGGUGCAGGCUCCUACAUAUGUGCUAUUAGCCGUUUCAGAGAUCCUUGGCUUCGCAACGCUUAGCGAGUACAGCUACAACAAGGCGCCACGGCACCUGCGGACGGUAGUACAAGCCAUGAGACAGGUUACGGCAGCAGUUUCUUAUGCGCUGGGUAUGGCGCUCAGCCCGGUAUCUGAAAACCCCAAGGUCCUAUGGAUGUACGUCGGAAUAGCUGCUAGUCUUGUAUUGAUAGGGGUGGCGUUUUGGGUGGUUAUGGGGCACUAUGAUCGGGUAGACGAAGAUUUGAAUACGCUCAACUUAAAAAGCGAGGAGAGUGGAGAGAAGGUUUCCGUGAGAGAAGAACUUCCUGCAAAUACGGAAGUGAACGUACAGGAGAAAGAUGAAAUCCGACCUUCGCAGGUGAUUUGA